Molecule: messenger RNA, 1917 nt
Organism: Aplysia californica (California sea hare)
Lineage: Eukaryota; Metazoa; Mollusca; Gastropoda; Aplysiida; Aplysiidae
Product: teneurin-3-like
Exons: 9
Coding region: 78-1079 (333 amino acids)
Source: RefSeq, a predicted model, not a curated record
UAAGAAUUAACUCUGAGAAGGACUCCAAAGACGUUGAACAGUUUCUCACGUUUGAGCGUUUUCCCAAACCUGCAACAAUGUUGAAGACUUUUGUUCUCUUUGCGUGUGCUGUGACGGUGUACUCACUGACCCACUGCCAGAACGACGUAGACUGCCACCCACCUGUGUGUCAUGACAGCGCUCACGCCUUCUGUGUGCACAGCAAGUGCGAGUGUGGAAACGUCGUCGUAGGCAAGAGAGCGACCUCAUGCAGCGCUGACCACGACUGUCACCCACCUGUAUGUGGGAACAGCCACCACGGAGUCUGUCAGAACGGACAGUGUGAUUGCAGCACCAAACAACCAGACACAACCGUAGCGAACACGACCUCAAGCUUGAUCUCGAACUCGACCUCCUGCAGCGCUGACCACGACUGUCACCCACCUGUAUGUGGGAACAGCCACCACGGAGUCUGUCAGAACGGACAGUGUGAUUGCAGCACCAAGCAACAAGACACAACUGUAGCGAACACGACCUCGAACUCGACCUCGAACUCGACCUCGAACUCGACCUCGAACUCGACCUCGAACUCGACCUCGAACUCGACCUCGAACUCGACCUCAUGCAGUGCUGACCACGACUGUCACCCACCUGUAUGUGGGAACAGCCACCACGGAGUCUGUCAGAACGGACAGUGUGAUUGCAGCACCAACCAAGAAGACCCCGUCGUAGGCAAGAGAGCGACCUCAUGCAGCGCUGACCAUGACUGUCACCCACCUGUAUGUGGGAACACCCACCACGGAGUCUGUCAGAACGGACAGUGUGAUUGCAGCACCAAACAACAAGACACAACCGUAGCGACCACGAUCUCGAGCUCGACCUCGUGCAGCUCUGACCACGACUGUCAUCCACCUGUAUGUGGGAACAGCCACCACGGAGUCUGUCAGAACGGACAGUGUGAUUGCAGCACCAAGCAACAAGAUCCUAUCGUAGGCAAGAGAGCGACCUCAUGCAGCUCUGACCACGACUGUCACCCACCUGUAUGUGGUAACAGCCACCACGGAGUCUGUCAGAACGGACAGUGUGAUUGCAACGCCUAAAUAGUAAGUCACAAUCAGGUCAACUGUACCACAAACGACGAGUGUGUGACCGCCUGUGGUAAAGACCACGCCAAGUGUCAUGACGACAUGCUCUGUCACUGCCACCUGGCCUGAGUGGUCAGUCAACGGACAGACACCAGACGAGGAGAGAGUGGAUCUGUCAGUUCACAAGGACAACGAUUGUGCAUAAUAUUCAAAUAUUUAUUUUUUGUCUAUGGUAACGCCAUGAAAAGCUCUGGUUAUUAAAAUUGAUAUGCGGUUGAAAAUUUGACUGUUAGAAUCUCUAAAACAUGCAUGUGAAAUAAAAAUGUGAUUUUAUAACUGGACGUACUUGUUAGUUCUUUUGUCAGAGCUAAACCAGUCUAUGAAUCUUGAUCAAACCUAAAACAUUAGACCAAUUGCACAAUGUAUAUUGGGGAGCAAACCACACCGUCUUACGUGGAGCCUAUGUUGGAUAUGUCCGCCCAGUCCUAGAAUAUGGUAUCGCAGCGUGGGGAACAGCAUCAGACAACAACUUCCACAAAGUAGCGAGAAUCCAGAAUCAAAAUCUGCGGAUCAUCACGGGAGCAAUGCGAUCCACGCCCAUUCAUGUCAUGGAAACACUAACGGGACUAGAACCCCUGAACGACAGACGCGAUCUGAAAGGAAAAGGUCAAAAGAAUGCCAACCCAUCUAAUGAAGGAUAGAUCUUCAAAAAGCCAGAGCAAACUCUUAAAAAGAACAAGCUUCCUCCAUAUGGCCAGACACUCCAGCUCUGAACUCGAAAUCUCUCUUGAAGAAUCUCCAACCCCACUAGACUCGUAUCAAGUCCACCCCCUUCAGACUAAUCACCCCCCCC